AUGCAGUCUACUCUCCCUAUCUCCUUGCUGCUGCUUCUCCUACCAUUGAACGUAUUUGCAGAGACCGAGGUGAUCACUGGAACCGAUGUAACUUGUUCCUGGAGUCAUAAUGUUGCUCAAAAUCCGUCGUUUGAGCUCGGGUCCCUCUCUCCUUGGGCUGUCUAUCAAACCCAGGGUACUUCAAGUGUUGUGGCGGACGCCUCUGACGACGGGGGCUAUGUUGCAGCGUUGACACCGGCCACUUCGGGAUGGGGCUCGCUAUACCAGAGCUUGACGGACCUCACCGUAGGACAGACGUACACACUCUCCUUUGACUACAAAAUUGCUUCUGCUGUCAACUCUGGAACCUGCAAUUUCUACUUUGCGGUGAACGGUGUUUUCGGAACGAAUCGUAUUACCACAACGCCAAUGGGAUAUGUUGCGUACUCAGGAUCAUCGACAACCCCAGCUGCUUCAUCGUGGAGGACACUGUCGACCACAUAUGCACCUACCAGCACAAACCUUGACUUGAUGCUUUUCGUGAUUUGUUCAGGAAAUUCUCGUCUCCCUCAGGCUAUGCCUCAGGUCUACUUUGACAAUGUUCAAUUCAGCAAUGAUAAUGUCGAAAUCGAGACUUGCACUACGUCCACUUAUACCUCGACUGUCACUAUCGCCUCCACUUUGACUCCUGUCAGUACACCAUCGGCUGUGGCUACCAGCUCCAUCAUUCUUUCGUCGGCUGUGGUUGUCUCUCAAACGCCUUCCAGCAAACCUGAUGCGAGCCUGUCGUCGUCUGUAAUCGUUGCUUCUAGUUCUACUCCCUCUCUCGUUGCAUCCACCGUACCCACUUCCAACACUCCUUCCAGCACCCCAUCAAGAACCCCAGCAGGUCCCACGGGACGACCAUUGCCUUCUAGUUCGAGGGUUCCAAUUUCGAGUACAUCACCCCCAGCUUCGCCAUUGAAGCAAUCAUCGACUGCUCUGCCUUUGUCGGUUUCCAGCCUGUCAAGCAGAAACCCGGCCUCCACAGGACAACUCUCGCAAACAUUCGUUCUUUCAUCGUCGGCUACCGCAGUCCCUCAAUCAACGCCACUCGUUAACUUGCCCGUGCCUCAGUCAAGCUCAAGCAAUGCCGCUUCUUCGAUCGGCGUCGCUCCAUCGGCUCAAAUCACAAGCGUCGUCUCCAGCAGCAUUGCAAGCGCAACCGAGAUUGAUAGUUCUUCAAGCCUUGUCUCGGUACCCGCCGCACCAGCAACCAUCGAUUCUGGUGCCACUAAUGCUUCCGGAUCUACACCUACCACUGUUUCGAUCACGGAGAAUCAUAUCUCAUCCUCGAUAAUCGGUCCUACGACGAUUAUUGAGACGCAAAGCAGCCUGCCACAAACUAUGACAGGAGGACCACUACCUGGAAAUGAAGGGAGUGCUCCAAGCCCUGCGUUUACGACCUCUACUGUCUUCAGCACCCGGACCGCAACAAUCACAGCUUGCCCCUCCAGUGUCCUCGACUGUCCCGCCUCCGCUAAAUCUACCUACGUUACAACCGAAACUAUCAUUCUGUCAACUACCAUCUGCCCAGUCACUGCUGCAGAACCCACCGUCACAGCUGCCCCCAAAAUCACAGAAAGCACAGGUGCCGAAGAUCUCGCAUACACGGCAUCGACUGUGUUCAGUACCCGGACUGCCACAAUCACAGCCUGCCCUUCUAGUGUGCUUGAAUGUCCUGCUUCUUCUAAGACCACUUCUGUGAUGACAGAGACUAUCCUGGUGUCCAUUACUAUCUGCCCUGUCACUCCUACCGCCACUGCCGCUCUUUCUGUAGGACCAGGAAAUAACGUUGUUGAGGGAGAUGUGACAACGGAAACUCUUUUGACUACCGUGACUAAGACUAUCACCGCUUGCCCCUCCACAGUGACGGACUGCCCUGCUUCUCAGAAACAGACAUACACCACUACCGAGAUUCUCGUUGCAGGGACCACUGCAUACCCAGUAGCCUCUGCUAAGCAGAUUUCGGUCGCGGGCAACUCAGAUGUUUUGACCACGACUCUCUCACUUGUCCCAGUUGGAAAUGGAAACAGCAAACCCACAGAGACCGGAACCACUCCUAUGGUUGCACCGACACCGUAUUCCUCAGAGUUGACAUUUGUCAAUGCUGAACCCACAUCAUUCGAAAUUUCAGCCUCCACUCCCACAGCUUCGACAAGUUCAACAUCAGUAUCGUCUGUCGCUAUUGAUGUUUCAGCCCAGGCUAUAGAGUCCGAGUCCUCCGAAGCCGGUAUUUACGCUUCUGCUCUACCGACUACAAGCACGGUUAUUCAUGCUAGCGCCAGCAACCCUACACAUUCAUUCUCCGCCCUUAUCUCAACAGCUGCAAGCAGUAGUACUCUGACCUCCCAGAAGAGCUCUGCUACCAGCUCAUCGACAUCCACUCAGAGCUACAGCGGUAUCACUGCGGCACCUAGUGUCGCAUACACUGGUUCAGCGUCACCUCUUCGCUCCGAGUGGUUGAAGGUGAUUGGUGGUAUUUUCCUUGUUUUGUUCGUUUAG
This is a messenger RNA of Penicillium concentricum, 2523 nucleotides long. RefSeq lists its product as uncharacterized. Lineage: Eukaryota; Fungi; Ascomycota; Eurotiomycetes; Eurotiales; Aspergillaceae. The coding region runs from base 1 to 2523 and encodes 840 amino acids. The record is from RefSeq and is a predicted model, not a curated record. The transcript is spliced from 2 exons. Gene Ontology annotation, molecular function: hydrolase activity, acting on glycosyl bonds.